AUGAGCAGUGGGGGCAAAAGGGAGGAGGGGCUGGGGAGAGUGCUGAGUAUACGAGGCGUGCAGGAGGAGGACCCCCCAGACCCUCAGAUCAUGAGGCUGGACAACAUGCUGCUGGCCGAGGGUGUGUCGGGGCCAGAGAAAGGAGGGGGAUCAGCCGCCGCCGCUGCAGCUGCAGCAGCGGCUGGAGGCUCGCCGACUGACAGCAGCAUCGAGCACUCGGACUACAGAGCCAAGCUCGCACAGAUCCGCCAGAUCUACCACUCUGAACUGGAGAAAUAUGAGCAGGCAUGCAGUGAGUUCACCAACCAUGUAAUGAACCUGCUGAGGGAACAGUCCCGCACACGACCCAUCUCUCCAAAGGAAAUCGAGCGAAUGGUGGCCAUCAUCCACCGCAAGUUUAGCUCCAUCCAGAUGCAGCUCAAACAGAGCACCUGCGAAGCCGUCAUGAUCCUGCGCUCUCGCUUCCUCGACGCCAGGCGUAAGCGGCGCAACUUUAACAAACAAGCCACAGAGGUGCUGAACGAGUAUUUCUACUCUCAUCUUUCUAAUCCUUACCCCAGCGAGGAGGCUAAGGAGGAACUGGCCAAAAAGUGUGGAAUCACUGUGUCUCAGGUCUCUAAUUGGUUUGGCAACAAGAGAAUACGCUACAAGAAGAAUAUUGGUAAAUUCCAGGAGGAAGCAAACCUUUACGCAGUCAAAACAGCAGUAGAUGCUGCCAAUGUGUCGGCACAAGCCAGCCAGGCAAACUCUCCUGCAACUCCCAACUCAGGGUCUCCGGGGUCGUUCACUUUGUCCCACUCGGGGGACUCCUACCUCGGCCUGCGCUCCCUCAAUGGGGAGGGCCUCAACAUCGCCCCCUCUCUACAGCCGCAAGUGGAUACCCUGCACCCUGCUACACACCUGACGGCCGGUUAUGAGGAGCUGUCAGGAAGUGCCCUCUACACCCCUCAUCGCCUGGAUGCUAAUAGCUGGCAGGACACCACCAAUACUUCCUCAGUCACCUCCCCUCCAGGUCCUCCCAGCAGCGACCACUCCGACACCUCCAACUGA
Knipowitschia caucasica is the source of this 1050-nucleotide messenger RNA. The record is from the annotation of a GenBank genome assembly. NCBI's taxonomy places the organism in Eukaryota, Metazoa, Chordata, Actinopteri, Gobiiformes, Gobiidae.